UGAAGUUUGAAUUAAAUAUUGCAAAACAUGGGGUCAUUAGAUUUCAUUAACGAGGCAGAUGUCAAGUGUAGUAGAUCAAUCCAUAGACUACAACUGGGCAUUAUGGAAUACAUCCUCGUAUUUUUUGGAUUCAUCUUCAACCAAUACCUUAUCUGGUUGGUGCCGUUUUACAUUUAUAAGUCCUGAUUUGACAAUAAUGUGCCAAAUGAGAUAAUAGUGCGUAUUGAUUCCUCAAAACAAGAAGAAACUCAAGUAGCUGCAGUAAUGAUCAUAUUCUACCUUGUUUCCGUAGUCUUUACAGUUAUUAGCACCCAGAGUUGCAAGAAGAUCUUUGGAAGAGUUCGUCCAUCCAUGGUAAAUAUGAACCAGAAGUUUAACCUGAGAAAGCUUGAAGGUAACUGCUCCAUGCCUAGCGGAGAUACAGCACAAGCAGCAAACUGGAGUGUUUUUAUGGCGGUUAACUUCUGAAUUGAGAAUUCCUUUAAUCAGUAUCUGUUCUUACAUGCCUGGGUACCCAUAGCGUUUGCCAGAAUUUAUUUCCAAUGCCAUUGGGUAAGCGAUACGGUAGUCGGAGCAGCUAUUGGUAUUGGUGUGGCCUCAUUUUGUGAUCUGUUUAAAGAAAGUAUUAUCCAAAUCAUAAUCUCCACCCUGGAUCUACUCUACUAACCUAAAAUCUUUGAAUGAGCACAAAAAACAUCAUUAUUCAAUUA
Molecule: messenger RNA, 710 nt
Organism: Moneuplotes crassus
Lineage: Eukaryota; Ciliophora; Spirotrichea; Euplotida; Euplotidae
Source: the annotation of a GenBank genome assembly